Molecule: messenger RNA, 105 nt
Organism: Colletotrichum lupini
Lineage: Eukaryota; Fungi; Ascomycota; Sordariomycetes; Glomerellales; Glomerellaceae
Exons: 2
Coding region: 1-105 (34 amino acids)
Source: RefSeq, a predicted model, not a curated record
AUGUGGCGCCACGAUGCACUUUGCAAGAUCUCGAUUGCUCCCGAGCCUCAACUCAAUACAGGCUAUAUGGCUAUGGACUCAUCAAGCCCCCCAUCUAAAGUGUAA